This is a messenger RNA of Cryptomeria japonica (Japanese cedar), 3522 nucleotides long. Its product is annotated as nitrate reductase [NADH] 2. The record is from RefSeq and is a predicted model, not a curated record. Gene Ontology annotation, molecular function: heme binding; molybdenum ion binding; molybdopterin cofactor binding. Bases 578 to 3292 code for a protein of 904 amino acids. The transcript has 4 exons. Gene Ontology annotation, biological process: nitrate assimilation; nitric oxide biosynthetic process. Lineage: Eukaryota; Viridiplantae; Streptophyta; Pinopsida; Cupressales; Cupressaceae.
UUGUGUGGCUUGGAUGCACAGCUCCUGGAGCUUUGGCCCCACUUGGCAUUCCCAUUCAACGUCUCCUUUUAGUAUAUAUUUGGUUUCAGAUCUUCACAACUCAAAUGGCUUGGCGCCUCUAGAUAGAUAGAUUGAUAGAGAGAUUUAACCAGUUUUUCUCUUCUCUUUGUAGUAUAUAUUUGGUUUCUCCUUUUAGUAUAUAUUUCAGAUCCUUACAACUUCUUUAAUGGUGCCUCUAGAUGGAUAGAUUCAUAGAUAUAACCAGUUUCUUCUCUUCUCCUUUUAGUAUAUAUUUGGUUUCAGAUCCUCACAACUUCUCUAGAUAGAUAGAUUGAUAAAUAGCUAACCAGUUUCUUCUCUUCUCCUUUUACUAGAUAUUUGAUUUCAGAUCCUCACAACUUCUUCAAUCGUGCCUCUAAAUAGAUAACCAGUUUCUUCUCUUUCUCUUCUCUUCUCCUUUUAGUAUAUAUUUGGUUUCAGAUCGUCACAACUUCAAUGGCUCCUCUAGAUAGAUAGAUAGUUAGUUUCUUCUUCUCUUUCUCUUCUCUGGCUUAGAUUGUGUUGUUCUGGUUCAACCAUGGCGGCCUCUGUUGGUAAUCGGCAAUUCAAUGUGGAGGGUCGAAACGGGCUCAUUUCGUAUGGGAGUAGAAGUCACCUAGGUAGAAAAGUCCCCGAGUCCAUACCCACUCGGGAUUUCUUUGAAUUGCAGACUCCCCGACCCAAGGCCUUACAGGAGGAAGAGGAAGAAGAGGAAGAAGAUGAUGUUGUGUGGGAGUUUCCAGAAGAAGAGGAAACGGCGGCGGACCCUAGGGAUGCAGGGACGGCGGAUGAAUGGGUGAAGAGGAAUUCACACCUGGUUCGACUCACUGGAAGGCAUCCCUUCAAUUGUGAAGCCCCGCUAUGUCGGCUGAUGCGUCACGGUUUCAUUACACCCGUGUCGUUGCAUUACGUGCGUAAUCAUGGGCACGUUCCUCAUUGCAGCUGGGAUGACUGGCGCGUGGAGGUUUGUGGCCUGGUGAAGAGGCCUAUGCAGCUGAGCAUGGAGCAGCUGGUGGAGGAGUUCAAGCCACGGGAACUGCCGGUCACUCUGGUGUGCGCCGGGAACAGGAGAAAAGAGCAGAAUAUGGUGAAGCAGACCAUUGGAUUUAACUGGGGCGCCGCCGGUGUUUCUACCUCUGUUUGGCGUGGCGCCCGCCUUGCUGACCUGCUGCGCCGGUGCGGGAUCAUGUCCAAGAAGAAGGGAGCUCUGUACGUGUGCUUUGAGGGCGCUGAGGAUCUACCCGGAGGUGGCGGCUCCAAAUAUGGGACUAGUAUUUCUGUUGAUAUUGCAAUGGAUUAUGCCCGAGAUGUUAUUGUUGCUUAUCGACAGAACGGUGAGCUUCUGCAGCCUGACCAUGGGUUUCCUGUGAGGGUCAUCAUUCCUGGUUUUAUUGGCGGCCGGAUGGUGAAAUGGUUGAGAUGUAUCCGUGUGAGUUCUGUUCAGUCUGAUAACUAUUAUCACCAUAGGGACAACAAGGUUCUUCCUUCUCAUGUCGAUGCGGAUUCUGCUAUUUCUCAAGGAUGGUGGAACAAACCCGAAUACAUCAUCAAUGAGCUUAACAUAAACUCCGUCAUUACCACGCCUUCCCACGAGGAAAUCCUACCAAUUAACUCCUCUACAACGCAGCGGCCUUACGCUCUCAAAGGAUACGCAUAUUCUGGCGGAGGGAGAAAAGUUAUACGGGUCGAGGUAACAUUUGACGGCGGGGAGACCUGGAAACUCUGCUCGCUCACUCAUCCGGAAAAGCCAAAGAAAUACGGCAAACACUGGUGCUGGUGCUUCUGGGAGCUCGAGGUUGAGGUCAUGGAACUCUUAAGCGCCAAGGAGAUCGCUGUCCGUGCUUGGGACGAAUCCAUGAACACUCAGCCCAAAGAUCUUACCUGGAACGUCAUGGGGAUGAUGAACAACUGCUGGUUCAGAGUGAAGUUAAACUUAUGCAUGCCUCACCAUGGAGAGAUAGGGCUGGUGUUCGAGCACCCAACUCGUCCAGGGAACCAAUCUGGAGGAUGGAUGGCGAGGGAGAAGCAAUUGGAGGACACGCAACUGCAGACGAAUCACACCCUUAAAAAGAGCUCAUCCACGCCCAUGAUGAACACGGCUUCCAAGAACAUAACGCUCUCCGAGGUGCAGAAGCACAACAAUGCGGAAUCUGCAUGGAUUAUCGUCCACAAUCACGUGUACGACUGUACCAAAUUCCUGAAAGAUCAUCCGGGGGGGAUGGACAGCAUCCUCAUCAAUGCCGGUUCAGACUGCACAGAAGAGUUCGAUGCUAUACACUCUUCAAAAGCCAAAGCCAUGUUAGAAGACUACCGCAUAGGAGAGCUCCUUACAAGCAGUCUUACAGGUGGUUCCUCAUCCUCCUGUGAGUCUUCUCCAGAUAAUUCCAUGCAUGGAGCAAACAGGGUCUUUGCAGCUCUCAGGUUGGCCCCCAUAACAGAGCUUCACAUUUCGAAACCACCGCCGGCACUCAAUCCAAAGCAAAACAUCACGUGUAAGCUUGUUUCCAAGAAGGAAGUAAGCCAUGACGUGAGAUUGUUCAGAUUCGCCCUCCCCAGUCCCGAUCAAAACUUGGGUCUCCCUACCGGAAAACACAUUUUUGUGUCAGCUUACAUAGACGACAAGCUGUGCAUGAGGGCUUACACGCCUGUAAGUUCAGACGAUGAACUGGGUCACUUCGACCUGCUUGUCAAGAUCUACUUCAAGGGCGUACAUCCCAAGUUUCCUGAUGGGGGGCUCAUGUCUCAGUAUCUCGAGACAAUGGCGGUGGGAGAAUCCAUCAAAGUGAAAGGGCCAGUGGGUCAUAUACAAUAUCAUGGGCAAGGCCAUUUCACCAUUAAUGGGCAUACCAAGCUUUGCAAAACUAUUGCAAUGGUGGGUGGGGGAACGGGCAUAACACCCUUAUACCAGGUUAUCAUGGCCGUUCUCAAAGAUCCCACGGAUGAGACUCAAAUUCAUCUGGUUUACGCCAAUAGAACUGAGGAUGAUAUACUUCUCAGGGAACAGCUUGAUCAGUUCUCUGAACACCACUCCAAUUUCAAAGUCUGGUAUGUUAUAAGCAAUUCUGUGAAGGAGGGGUGGAAAUACAGCUUGGGUAUCAUAAAUGAAGAGAUUUUGAGAGACCAUCUUCCAGAUGGGUUGUCUCCUGAUACUUUGGCCCUAAUGUGUGGCCCUCCACAUAUGAUCCAGCUUGCAUGUUUGCCCAAUCUGGCCAAGAUGAAUUACGACGUGAAAAACUCCUGUUUUCAGUUUUAACUUAUCCUUGUGUAGUUACCAUUUUCUGCCUCUCCUACUUCCAAAUCUCACUCACUUGCAAGUGAGAUUUGUGGGCAUCAAAUUCUGGUUUUCUCUUAAACAUCAACAAAUUCUUCCUCUGUAGACUAGUUAAAAAAAAGCUUCAUAUUACGUCCAUAGUAAGAUGUAAAUAAUAAUGAAACCUAGUUAAUAUGCAUUUACAGAAAUAGUCGGCCUGUCGUUAUGAUCAA